Messenger RNA from Nipponia nippon (crested ibis), 2115 nucleotides. The record is from RefSeq and is a predicted model, not a curated record. NCBI's taxonomy places the organism in Eukaryota, Metazoa, Chordata, Aves, Pelecaniformes, Threskiornithidae.
UCUGAAGGGUCUGGAGUCGUACUUGCACACAAGGCUGAUAUACCCUCAACAGAGGUUUCUCCUCCAAGUCCCAGUCCUCUGAAAAAAAGCGGAUCAAUCAACUGGCCUUUCCCUGAUAGAAUUAAAUCUCCCAGGACUGUGAGGAAGCUUUCCAUGAAAAUGAAAAAGCUGCCAGAGCUGAGCAGGAAACUGAGUGUCAAGGGAACUUCAAGCCAUACUAGUUCAGAUAACCCUCCUUCCCUGCUGAAAGGUAGCUGCCGGGAUACAAGCCAUACAGUUCUCAGGAAUGUGAUAAGUCGUUACCAUCUCGACAGCAGCGUGUCGUCGCAACACACCUACAAAAAGAAAAGCUCGAGGAGCUCCAAAUCAUUCAACAAAGGUGGUUACCUCAGUGAUGGUGACUCUCCCGAACUUAUAACAAAAUCAGGUAAACAUGGGCAUGAAACCAAGUGUGGGAAAGGAAAGGAGAGCCUUCCAAGUAACAGUGGUAAAACUGAAAUAGAUAUCGAUGCUUUCAGACACUAUAACUUUUCUGAUCAACCCAAGUGCUCUCAGUACAUCUCUGGACUCAUGAGCAUUCACUUUUAUGGUGCUGAAGACUUAAAACCACCAAGAAUAGACUCAAAAGAUGUCUUUUGUGCAAUACAGGUUGACUCAGUAAACAAAGCAAGAACAGCCCUGCUUACAUGUAGGACAACAUUUCUAGAUAUGGACCACACAUUCAACAUAGAAAUUGAAAAUGCUCAGCACUUAAAGCUGGUGGUGUUCAGCUGGGAACCCACCCCACGGAAAAAUCGGGUGUGUUGUCAUGGAACCGUGGCUCUUCCCACUCUCUUCCGAGUGACAAAGACACAUCAGCUGGCUGUCAAACUGGAACCGAGGGGGCUUAUUUACGUCAAGCUGUCGCUCAUGGAGCAGUGGGAGAACUCUCUUGAUGGUCUCGAUGCCGAUCGGGAGCCCGUGAUGUUCGGGGUAGAUGCUCGAAAAGUUGUAGAGAAGGAAAACACGGGCUUGAUGGUGCCACUUUUGAUGCAGAAAUGCAUUCUGGAGAUUGAAAAGAGAGGCUGUCAGGUGGUAGGCCUGUAUCGGUUAUGUGGCUCAGCAGCGGUUAAGAAAGAGCUUCGAGAGGCGUUUGAGAGGGACAGCAAGGCUGUUACCCUCUGUGAAAGCCAGUACCCAGAUAUUAAUGUCAUAACAGGCGUCCUUAAGGAUUACCUGCGAGAGCUACCCUCUCCCCUGAUAACCAAGCAGCUCUACGAAGCAGUGUUGGAUGCCAUGGUGAAAAAUCCCUUGAAAAUGAUGGCAAGUGGUUGUGAAAAUGACCCAAGUGACUCUGAGCACACAGCAGCCCUUCUGGAUUGCCUGCCAGAUGUUGAAAAGGCUACCCUGAAGAUGCUGUUGGAUCACCUGAAACUGGUGGCUUCUUACCACGAAGUAAAUAAGAUGACGUGCCAGAAUUUAGCUGUAUGUUUUGGGCCUGUGUUACUGAGCCAGAGGCAGGAGACCACCAGCCAUAAUAACAGAGUCUUUACAGACUCAGAGGAGCUUGCCAGUGCCCUGGACUUCAAAAAACACAUAGAGGUUCUUCACUAUUUACUCCAGCUGUGGCCAGUGCGUCACUCACCGGCCAAAGAACCAGCACAUCUGAACGCGUUUCCUGAGCAUCCAUCCUCCCUGAAUUACCUGAGGCCCAAGAGGCAGAGACCUCACAUGCUGAAUUUGAGCGGUACUGAGAUGUCUGGGGUACUCAGACCAAGGCCAGCAGGUCUAGACAGCCCGUCGAGCAACCGCUACGCUGGAGACUGGAGUAGUUGUGGGGAGAACUACUUCUUAAAUCCAAAAGACUGCCUGAGUGAAGCAGACUACGAUGACGUCCCUUCGGAAGACACAGAGAGCGGGGAUGACGGCAGCAAAGCCGAGGAGUCGGACGCCCCGGUAAGACACCCGCAGCCCAUCCCCAGAGAGCACACGUUUCAGAGCUAUUUGGCAAUGCAAGCAAUAGACUCCGUGGUGGAUCACAGAGCAAACCUCAAAGAUCUGCAGGAAAGUAUCGAUACUCUGAUAGGAAACCUGGAAAGGGAACUCAACAAAAACAAGCUAAAUAUGAGUUAUUAA